This is a messenger RNA of Rhincodon typus (whale shark), 6980 nucleotides long. RefSeq names its product glutamine and serine rich 1 (gene qser1). The transcript has 14 exons. NCBI's taxonomy places the organism in Eukaryota, Metazoa, Chordata, Chondrichthyes, Orectolobiformes, Rhincodontidae. The record is from RefSeq and is a predicted model, not a curated record. The coding region runs from base 319 to 5904 and encodes 1861 amino acids.
CAGCUUUGGAGUAGAAGGAGGUGCAUCCUGGGAGAAAACUAAACGUUCUGGAGAAGGGAGAGAGGAAAAAAAAUCAGAAAGUCAGGUUGCCUGGAUAUCCAGACCUUCGCCACUUCUCACUGCCGGAUUUUUUAGUGCAUCCAUCGGCCUGCCGCUCGCCCUCACACAGCACAGCACUGCAGCGAGAGGCCCGCAACUCUCAACGGCCGCCCCACUAGCGCGAGCACCUCAACUCCCAACGGCCGCCCCGCUGGCGCGAGGCAUGUGACGACCAACCCAGCCCCCACGAGCGCGGCGCACUCGGGGUAAAAAAAAACCAUGGACAGGAAUUACCCGGCCCCCAACUUCAGCGACCCGCUGGCGCCCGGCGGACAAACGUGGCCGUACGAGCGGGCGGGCAGUGGCGUCAAGUCCAGUUUGAGCUAUGGAGCCGCACAUCCAGAAACUGACCUCCUUCAUAGACCAGCUUAUGCAGCAUCUCACCAAUUGCCUGGCUACACCACUACACAUCACCCCACAGGGCUGUCCAGUUUAUUUGAUGCAACCAUGCAACAUUCUGGCAGUAGUGCAUCUGAAACCUCAGUUAUGAACUUCCUUUCAGCUAUUGAAUCACGCACCCCGCCAGCUGGACCUGCUACAGCCUCCCUGCUACCCCAGUUCAGAGCUCCUUCAUGGCAGACAGGUAUGCACUCUUCAACACCUUCAGAGCUGUUCGUCACUGGAGCACUACAAGCUUCUGGAACAUUCCCACCAUCAGCUCUUGCAGCGUAUCAGCAUCCUUCUUCCUUUAGUAGUCGAAGUUUUACUGGUGCACAGCCCUUGACACUACAAGAUGCACCUUUCAGUCCUACGACAAAUGGACUUCUAUCUCCUCAUGAUCCCUUGCUUCAAAUCAAGUCUUCUCAAGCCGUUGUUCCUUCCGCAUUGACUUUUGACAGAAUUGGUAGUACUGUUUUAAGUACAAGCAUACCCCCAUCUUCAACAUACCGCUCUGCUCAAGAAUCUGCUCCUCAUCACCUACAACCGCAAUUUAGUUUGUUGUCUUCAGCACUUGGACCAACACAACAAGCUUCUCAAGCAUAUGGCACAUCAGUUUUUUCUAGUUCAACUGCCUCCAUUGAAAGGGCACUUCAAAGAGAAUGUAGCGUUAUUAAGCAUCACCAGCGGCCUUCCAGCUCUCAUUCAGUACAGGUGCAAUUACCAAGUUCUCACCAUUCCUUACAAGGCUAUCUUACUAGUGGGAAUGAAGUUGAUUUUCAGGGAACUUCACGGCAUGCAGGUUUGACAUGUAGUCCACUUGGAGACCAGUCUCAGGUGAGCAAUGGUGGAACACAGCAGAAGAACUCUGCAGUAACGGUUGAACAGUCACAGAACUAUUCGUCCACUGUUCAGUCUCUUGAUUAUUCUUCAAAGACUAAAACCUGUUCAUCAAGAUCGGCUCAGCGUUCUACGAAAAGUGCAAAAUCUCAAAGUGCAACAGCUACCGGGCAAACACAGAGUUACUCCGCACCUACACAAAAGCAAAGUUCAGUAAUAUCAAGCCAGUCACAAGUGUACUCUUCAGGACAAGCGUCCAAUCUAAUAAUGUCAAUUAGUCAGUCCCAGAACUAUACUUCAACACAGUCUCAGAGCCUGCCAGCUGUCAGUCACUCAGAGGUGUAUUCUUCCAGUCAGUCUGAGAAGCUCUCUACUUUAAGCAAGUCGCCAGCUUCUUAUUCUAGCCAGUCACAAAACCUAACAUCUGUUAGUCAAGCACUCAGUUACUCUUCUGACCAGCCACAGGUAUUGCCUUCAGUUAGCCUCACUGAUAACUAUUCUGGUCAACCACAAAAUUUGUCUUCUAUUAGCCAGGCACACAACUAUCCUUCUGGUCAUUCUCAGGGUUUACCUGCUGUGAGUCAAUCACAAAGCAGCUAUUCUGCACAGUCACAGGGCUUAUCCACUGUUAGUCUUUCGCAAAAUUAUACUUCUGGACAAUCUCUCGCUUUGACAUCACAAACCCAAUCAUUACCGUUUUCUUCAUCUACUCGAGCUCAGAAUUUAUCUUCUUCAAGUCCUACUCAGAACUUUAUCUCUAUGCAUUCUUCGCCAACCAGUCAACCACAAAGUGUUCAUUCACCCCAGUCUCAGAAGUUCUUGUCAGGAGUACAUUCACCUACUUACACUUCAUCGUCUCAUUCACAGACCAUGAAGAGCACUCAAUCAUCCACAGACAGAAAGCAGUCUUACAUUAAGAGGAAGUCUGAUUCAGAAUUGUUUGUCCCAUCUAAGGAAGGUGAUGAAAGUUUCCCUAUUCAAGAUUUGUUACAGCAGCAGCCUUCUCUUGAGGCAUCUAGUCCAGGUUUAACAGAAAGUGGAAUUGGUGAGGAGAAUGCUGUUUAUGCUGUCUCAAAAGCAGAUGACCGAUAUCUAUCUCAGAGUGUCAUCAGAAGUAAUUCUCGCCUAGAAGACCAAGUUGUUGGUCUCACUCUUCAGGGAUCAAAGACAGAUGAAAGAAAGCAUGAACACUUAAAGCAAUUUAAUGUGACCCAACCCAUUGAAGCAAUGGUAACUCAUCAUGGUCAGUCAGUUGGCAGUAACAACAAUAUGAAAACACAUGACAUGAAAAAGAUAGCUAAUUCAGCACAGUCGUCGCAUAUUAUUAUGAGUUCUGAAGAAUUGAAGCAGCCUCAUUCUCUUUUACAUAAAGCACAAGAGGCUGGACCACAAGCUCAUCAAGCACAAGUAAUUAAUUCUUCUCAACAUUUGCAAACACACACUGUAUGUCAGACUCCACGGUUACAGCUUUCUGGUGCACAGGUACUCCUAGAUACGUCACGUGAAAUGCCAUUGUCUUUAAUACAGCCAUCAGGAGCACAGCAACCCCAGUUACUACAGUCAGGCCUAGGUCAAUCCCAAGCAUCAGUACAGUCACAGCAAAUACAGGCUCAGUCUCGGGCAUCACAUCAUCAAUCGCAGUUUCUUCAACUUGAGAGACAUAUUGCCCAAGCCAGUACACCACAAUCUCAACAGCUCCUCCAACAGAACUCUGAAGCAAUGAAGCUAAAUGGUACUGAACCUUCAAAACCACUACAGUUAACAACAAAAGAUCAUUUUGACCCAUCACACAGACAAGGUUCAAAAUCUCAGUUUGUUGGCCUUAGUUCUGUUUGUUUUUCAGAAUCUAUGUUGCUUGGUGUUGAGAGAAAUCUCUUCUCUGGUGUUGAAGAUGUGUUUUCUGCCAAUGAAGAAUUUGCUAAGUCUGCUUGCAAUGAAUCCAGCAUUCAGUCAGUCGAAUGUGCUGAUGGUUCAAAAUCUACAUUUCAGGCUGCAACUGUAAGGCAUGUUUCACCAAAUUUUCACACUUCACAAACUAUACUGCCAGACCAACAGAAUUUGCAUAAUUUGACAUUAAGCAAUAGUCAAAUUAAUUUGGAUCUAGAGGCAGUACCAUUAGAUAGUUCAGCUCAGUCUAAAACUUCAAGCCUUGAUCAACAAACCCUUGGAACUUCAGACCAGCACAUACAGGCUAGGCUUUCUGCAACAAGUAUGAAUUCUAUUCCAGAUUCCAGUGAUCAGAAUAUUGAAGGUCAUAAGAAACAAUUAGGUGCUAAUCCAGAAUCUGAAGAAGAGGAUAAUGAUGACAUUCCUGAUGAUGGUGCCAUAAAUAAUGCUAAGGAUCCAGACUUCAUUCCUAGUGGUAGAAGUAACACAGAUGAAAGUGCUGUGUCAGAUAUUGAUUACAGUGUGGGUGAUGAAGUUACGCAAGGAUCUGGUAACAAACGAAAAUUAAAGAGACCAGCAAAGCCUAAAUUGAAAGUGGGAGUACAAGUAGAUGGAUGGUCUCACAGUUUGCCUGAAGGAGGGAAUCUAGAUUUGGCUCUAGAUGGAAAUCAGAAGAAACAAAGAACAAAAGUACGAUCAAAAGAAACUUUAGAUGAUGAACUUUGUAGCCAGAAACCAGUAAAACGAAGUGGGCUAUGUAAACGCCUGAAUUCCAAAGAUGCAAACUCACCUCAUACAUCAAAUGAUAGUUACUAUGAAUGUUACUACCAGCAAGAAAGGAUAAAUCAAAAGAUUAGAGAAGUUGAGGAAAAGCAACCAGAAGUGAAAAGUGGUUUCAUUGCUUCCUUUUUAGACUUUCUUAAAUCGGGACCUAAGCAGCAGUUUCCUGCACCUUCUAUACGCAUGGCACAUCGCAAUCGACGUCCAUCUGCCAAUACCAUUCAUACUCCCCUUCUGCAAGUUUCCACACACCAGUCAAUGCCAACUGCCUUAAUAUCUACUGAAAGUAAUUCUGCUAGUCCUUGCAAAAAGAUAGAUGCGGACCUGAAGAAAAACUUGGAAACGUUACCUGCAUUUUCCUCAGAUGAGGAAGAUUCUGUUGGGAGGAACCAGGAUCUUCAGAAGAGUAUUUCCUCAGCACUUUCUGUUUUGGAUGAUCCUUCUAAUAAAAAAGAAAAAUUGAACACAAACGAGUUCAUCACUAAUGGAGAGAAGGAUUCCAACCCUUCUAUUUCUGCUGUUAUACAGCAGGAAAAUGUUGCAAAUCCUUCUUCCCCUUUAAAAGAGGAAGUACAGGAGCCAACUGUAGCUGUAGAAUCUCCCAAGCCAAAUGAUCAAGAUGACCUGAAUCCUACAGAACGAGCUGCCAAACAAGAAUUACUUGCUGUAGAAGGUUCAACAGAUGAAGAUGAUAUAGAAAGUGGAGGAGAGGGCAUGUACAGGGAGCGAGAUGAAUUUGUUGUAAAGAUAGAGGACAUUAAUGCCCUUAAGGUGGCCUUACAAACAGGUAGAGAACCUCCUGCUAUAUGGAAGGUACAGAAAGCUUUGUUGCAAAAAUUUAUGCCUGAAGUAAAAGAUGGACGGAGACAAUUCUCUGCAACCAAUAGCUAUCUUGGAUACUUUGGAGAUGCAAAAACCAAAUAUAAACGGGUCUACGUGAAAUUUAUUGAAAACGUAAACAAGAAGGAUUAUGUUAGAGUUUGUUCCAAAAAGCCACAAAACAGGCCAUUGCAAACUUUAAGACAUAACCAGUCAAGAAUGGGUUCUAGUAAUAAAGUGUCUGUCAGCAAUUCUACAGCAUCGAAAGGCUCAACAGCAAAAUCUAAAGCUAAGCCAGUCAAACAAAUAAAGGUAAAGGCUGAACCACCACCGAAAAAACGAAAGAAAUGGCUGAAGGAGGAGUAUUCAUCUCAUUCAGACUCUUCUCUUGAAACUCGGAGUGAUGAUGAAGAUGAUAGUCGAUCCCUUUUGAAAGUCAGUACACAGGGAAGAGUGAACAAAAUCCUUCAACAAAAAUCAGAACGCCCUUUAACAACACCAUAUGUAGCUCGCUUCCUGAAUACCAGAACAAUGAAAGAGACAUUUAAAAACUAUGUGGAACUACUCGUGAGUACAGCCUUGGAUCCAGACAUGAUUGAAGCGUCAGAACAAAGUAAUGACGAAAUGUAUUUGCCACACAUGAGGAAAAUUGAUAGCAUGCUGAAUGAGAACAAAAGAAGAAUGAUUUCCAAGUUCCCACUGGAACCAGCACUCAAAACUUCAAUGGAGAAUUUUCCUGAACUGACUACAUGUGUCUCAGGAGCAAAAAGCAGCAAUCCAAAUGUGCCCAAAAUUAAAUUGAGUGGUAAAAGUUACAACAAAAAGACUCUCCAGCCAUUAAAACAAAAUGCCAAGGGCCAAAAGGAAUUCACUGUUGAUCAAGAAAAAUUACAGUGCUGUACUUUAUAUCACACACUUCAUCACUAUAAGUAUCACACCUACCUGGUAUGCAAGAAAGAGGCUGCUUCCAUUCUAAAACUGAAUAAAGAUCUUGGCCAAGUUGAAACAAUCCAGCAAUGUAUGGAAAACGAGAAAUGGGUGGAAGACCUCUUUGAAAAAUUUGGUGAUCUUCUGACACAAGCACAGCAGAAGUGUUUAUAAUGUACAUUAUGAGAUUUUACUACAGUCGUAUCUGUGGCAUUAACAUAAUAUCAUGGAGACAUUGAAAUGAACUUUGGCAUCCCCAGUGGUGCUAGGCUAGGCUCAGCUCUGAAUAGUGGCAAUAGUGGCCUGGACUAUAUGGACCUUGUAUGUCGACCUAUAGCUACAUGGACAUGGUUGUCAAGAAAAUACAUUUUGGCAUUGGGAGUUUAUUAAUUAUUGUGUCUAACCACAUUUUUAUGAUGGCCAACGUUUUUGGUUUAUUUGUAUUCUGUGAUCUUGAGGUAUUGAGUAACAUCUAUUUCAAAAAAUGAAACAAUUUUUAAUAAAACUUUUGUGACCGAUCAAAGUGGCAAGGCAUGCACUAAGUAUAUUAUAAUUUUCUUUACUACCGUAGUUUAAACACUUUAGGAAACUGUUUAGUUCAGCAAGAAAUGCUUUAAAUUGAUUACCUGCCUCUUACUGACCUACAAGACAAUACAGAGGCAACCAUAUAUCUUUCUAAUGUCUGCCUACCAAAUUUCCACACGUGUCGUAAAGAAAGUUGGUGUGUAUUGACAUUCUUUAAAGUUACCAUCAGCAAAUAGGUAAUUUUUGUUGCUUUACAGACUCCUUUUAUGUUCAGAAAUAGCAAGUUCAGGAGACUGAACAUGGAGUUGGUGCAAUUCAAUAACUUUGUGUCAGUUCUGGUGAUGAAAACGUGAUGAACACAUCUAUUUUCCCUGUUUUGAAGAAAAAAUUAUUUUGCCUUUAUACCCAUAUUUCUUUAAAAUAAAUUGUACAUUUUAUCUCAUCAAUAAUUGUAUUUUUCAGAGAAAAUAUUGUGGUUUGAAUUAAGUUCAUUUAUCUUUGUAAUACACUUUGAAUUGUUUUCAGCAAAUUUUCAUUUAUAUGUUGAUCACAUUGUAUACUUUAUAUACUGAGGUAAACUACUAUUUCUGUUUUCCUGUUAAUACAAGAUUGCUUCAGUGUGUACCAGAUAUGCAUAUUGGACUAGUUUUGCCUUUUAAGUGUAGCUGUGUUACACAUUGCAAUUAUUUUCUGAUACAUGAAAAUAAAUUUCAUACUAAACCUAA